AUGCUCCCAGGCAGGGUUGUGUUGUCUCAUGCACGGUGCUUUAUUAAUAACCCUGGUUAAUUGUAUGAAGUCCUUGCCCUGCCAUGGAGCCGAGGGGCGGUGGAGCAGAAGGGAACGAGCUUUGUCCCCCCGCCCAGCCCGGGGGCGGUGCGGCACGGCCGGAGCUCCCCCCCGCGCAGCCCUCGCUCCUCAUCCAGUGUCCGCUGGAGCGGGGCAGAGCCAUCAUCCCGCGGGGCUCGCAGGCUCCCGGUGCCAUGCGGGGCCCGCUGCUCUGGGUGGGCUGGCUGCUGGCCACCGGCUGCCUGGUAGGAGCCACGGGCAGCUGCCGGCACCGCUGCUGUCCCGGCAGGAACAACGCCUGCUGGGCCCCCGGCACCCGCCGGGCUCGCUGCUACUGCGACUCGUACUGCCAGCGGACGGGAGACUGCUGCCAGGACUACCUCAGCACGUGCCGCCGUGCCGCGGUGGGCUGUGCCGUGGGGCCCUGGGGGCCGUGGAGCGGGUGCAGCUCCCCAUGCGGGGUUGGCAGCAGGGCCCGCAGCCGCCAGGUCACUGUGCCGCCCCGGCACGGCGGGGAUCCCUGUCCUGACCUCAAGCAGCGCCGCGGCUGCCUGGGGCAGCACCCGACCUGCAGGACGGCCGAAGCUGCUCUUCUGCCAGAGGUAGCCAAGAUACUCCCCAACUCCUUCGGCCAGGGCUUCAGAGAUCCCUGGCGAAGAGCUGGGCUGCCACUGCCGGAGGAGCUCUCUGGGUACGUGUGGGGCCGGGGCCCCUCUGUAACCCCCGUUCCCAAAGCCGGGGCCCCUCCUGCACCCCCUGCGGUCAUGGCCUCUUUGCACCCCCAGACCCAGCGCCUUCUUGCUCCCCCCAGCCAUUACUUUUCUCCCUUCCUCAAACCAUGGCCCCAUUGCAUCCCCAUACAAAACCAUGGCUCUCUGCAUGCCCACAGAACCACCAUCCUUCCCACCCUCCAAACUAGGAUCCCUCUGCACCCCCCUAGAGCCAUCACCCUUCCCACCUUCCCAACCGAGGCCCCUCUCCCACCCCCCAAACCCACAUCCCCUUUAUACCCCAAUCCAUCAACAACCCACCACAACCUCGGCCCUACCUUCCGACCACCAUUUUCCCUCUUUUCUCCUCCCAUGUUCCCUCCUCUCCAGCUCCCCCCAUCCCAGCUCCUGCGGAUAUUUCCGCCUGACCCAGGUGGGGUCCCUGUGCCGCGGGCGCGCCUGGAGCCGCCGGCUGCAGCGGGGCAAGCAGGUGUGUGUGGAAUGCUGGGGGAAUCUGCCCCACCGCCGUCCCCACUGCACCGGACACGGGCUGCCAGGAGCCAGGACAUUUUGGGUGGCUGCUUCUGUGGUGGGGUGCCAGGGCUUGUGGGUGCAGGAGGGACUGCGGGAGGGCUGUGUCUGCUCCCCACCAGCUCUCAUCUUUGUGUAGGAUCCCCCUGGGAAGGUUUGCUGUUCACCCUUGGUGCCAGCUCCCUCUGUUUUCCAUUAAAUAUUUUGCUGAAGAAUGGAAAAACCCUUCUUAUAAAGACUAAAAAUAAGGGAAUUGCUGAAGUGUGGUGAUUAAUGGUAGAAGAACAGCAUGAUGAGGUUAAUCCUGGGUGAGAAGAUGAUGUAGCAGUGACAUGGUGUGAUGAUGUCACACUCAGCCAUGACAUCAUACUUUCAACAAGCUGCAACUGGCAAGCAAUGUGAGGAUGGAGGCAGCAUCGUCCCCUUGUCUGAGCUCACUCACUGCAGUCCCAGGUGAGCCAUGCAGGGCACUUCAGCCCUGCUGGGCUUUGCAGAGAGGAAUUAAACAGACACCCAAAGUCUGCACACGGGCCAUGGUGCCGGUGUCCAGUUCCAGCCGUGGGGCUCAGCAGCCCCCACUGGAAGGAGUGAGGCUGGGCUGGGUGGUGCUGCUGCCCUUCCCCACUCCUCACCCAGCACAACAUGACCUUGCUGUGGGGUCCCUGCUCCAGCUUUGGGUGGUGCUACCACAGCCUGUGGUGGGAGCACGUGCCAUGCCAGGGCUGGAUCUUGCUCCACUGCAGGCGGUGGCUGUUGUCUGUUUGCUGCCCAAGGACAUGUCUGGCUCCUGCAGCCUGCUCUCACACCACCCUCCUGGGCAAGGGAAUUAAAAGGCUUCAACACUG
Messenger RNA from Haemorhous mexicanus (house finch), 2146 nucleotides. Its product is annotated as somatomedin-B and thrombospondin type-1 domain-containing protein-like. NCBI's taxonomy places the organism in Eukaryota, Metazoa, Chordata, Aves, Passeriformes, Fringillidae. The coding region runs from base 84 to 1571 and encodes 495 amino acids. The transcript has 5 exons. The record is from RefSeq and is a predicted model, not a curated record.